Molecule: messenger RNA, 1512 nt
Organism: Lachancea mirantina
Lineage: Eukaryota; Fungi; Ascomycota; Saccharomycetes; Saccharomycetales; Saccharomycetaceae
Source: the annotation of a GenBank genome assembly
AUGAUAAAGCGAGGAAUUAGAUCGUUUCGAGUUUUGUCACACUUGGGAAUUGGUAUUUAUGAACAAGGGCUUUUGAAAUCUUACAAAGUUCCAUCACCGAAGGAAUUGAAAUCGUUCUUAGAUGACUAUGUCGUUGGCCAAACGACUGGGAAGAAAGUGUUGAGUGUCGCAGUGUACAAUCAUUAUCUGCGGGUCUUCGACAAGCAAAAACGUGUUGAUAUGCUUCAGCAGGCCGAAUUACUAGAGAAACAGCGGUUGGAAGCUGAUAAAAGUGAGCCAAUUUACAGUGCAAGUACCGAAUCUCAGGCUGGUUAUAAUAAUCUUAAAUUGCAAUUGGAGAGUCAAAUGGAUCCAGGAGAUCAAGAAUUAGAGCUUUCCAAGAGUAAUGUAUUGGUCGUGGGGCCUUCAGGAUCUGGUAAAACGUUACUGGCGUCCACUUUAGCACGCAUAUUGGAUGUGCCCAUUGCAAUAACAGAUUGCACGCAAUUGACGCAGGCCGGUUACAUUGGAGAAGAUGUGGAAGUAUGCAUCGAAAGGUUGCUUGUAAAUUCGAAUUACGAUGUAGCUAAGGCUGAAAGAGGCAUCAUAGUGCUGGACGAAGUCGACAAAUUGGCUAAACCAGCGGCUAGUAUAGGAACCAAGGACGUUUCCGGUGAAGGAGUUCAACAGUCUCUACUUAAGAUUUUAGAGGGCCAUAAAGUUGAAGUCACGGUCAAACGGCCCGUGAAUAAAAAGAAAGACGCACAAAAUAAUCAGAUAACCGCCAAAAAGGAGGAAACAUUCGUGGUCGAUACUUCAAAUAUUUUGUUCAUGUUAAUGGGUGCUUUUGUGGGACUUGACAAGCACGUUGUAAAAAGAAUAGAGCAGCUGAAAUUCCCCCAGGGCAAGAAGGAUUCCAAAAACAAUGACAUCACUAAGUUGAGAUUCAGUUCAUCUGUCGAAAGAAUUGAUUUGGGCAACGGUAAAGAGACGUCUGCUUUAAAUCUCGUUACACCAACCGACCUUGUGAGUUUUGGGAUAAUACCUGAAUUGAUUGGAAGGGUACCAGUCAUUACUGCUCUUGAACCUCUCCACAAAUCGGAUUUAUAUCACAUUUUAAAAGAGCCCAAAAAUGCGCUUCUCAACCAGUACUGUUAUGUCUUCAAGCAAUUCGGAGUAAAACUCUGUGUUACCGAGAAGGCACUGUUGAAAAUUGCCAAUUUUGCACUCGAAGAAGGAACAGGUGCUCGUGGGCUCAGAGGAAUCAUGGAGCGUGUAUUGCUCAAUGUUAACUACGAGUGUCCAGAAUCUGGGAUUGCCUAUGUUCUGGUCGAUCAAUCAACCGUUGAAUCUUUGAAGGCCACCGAACACUCCUUGUCGCCGCAUGUGAAAGCUAGGUACUACUCCCGAGGUGAAAGGGACGCUUUUAUCGAAGACAUUUACAAAGAAGACCCAAAGCUGGGCGCCGAACUUGAUAGAGAGUUUCAUCGGACUCCAACUCGGCUUAAAGAGGGGAAAAAGAUACACGAAUAG